This is a messenger RNA of Paramuricea clavata, 14283 nucleotides long. Lineage: Eukaryota; Metazoa; Cnidaria; Anthozoa; Malacalcyonacea; Plexauridae. The record is from the annotation of a GenBank genome assembly.
CAUAACCUCGGGUAUUUUUCCAGACCAGUGGAAAAUCAGCAAGAUCACACCUGUGUUCAAAAAAGGCUCGCGACAAAAUAAGGAUAAUUAUAGACCUAUCGCUGUUUUGUCUGUGCUAUCUAAGAUCUUGGAGCGCUUUUAUGGUCUACAUCUACUUGGUUACCUUCAAGAACACAACUUGCUCACCAGUUCCCAAUUUGGAUCACGACCUUUCCACUCUUGUGAAACAAUGUUACUCCAACUUACAGACUCGCUACUUAAUGAUAUGGACAAAGGAAAUCUCAGCGGUAUUCUCCUUAUAGACUUCCGGAAAGCGUUCGAUCUUAUAAGCCAUGACCUCCUACUACAGAAACUUGCCAUUUAUGGUCUUAAAGAUUCAACACUCCAGUGGUUCAAGUCUUAUCUCACGGAAUGAAAGCAAUUAGUGUCCAUCGGACGUGCAACUUCAGAUCUCCUACCAGUACAUACCGGUGUUCCACAAGGUUCAUCACUUGGACCACUUCUCUUCAUUUUAUUCAUCAACGACAUACCACUUGUUAACAAAGAAUGCAAUUCCUACAUCUAUGUAGAUGACACCACCUUGGUCAAGUCAGGGACAUCCAUCAACACCGUUAGAUCACAUCUACAAACUGGUGCUGACAACCUAAGUAACUGGGCCUCCGAGAAUAGAAUGGCCAUCCAUCCCAACAAGACUAAGGUCAUGCUUAUUGGAUCACGACAAAAACUUUCAACCAUCAACGAACCGCUCAAUGUUUCUAUCUGCGGAACCACCAUCUCCCAAACAACCUGCGGAAAACUACUUGGUGUGCACAUGGAUGACUCACUCACAUGGAACACCCAUAUUUCUCACGUUAUCAAGAAAUACAACAACAAACUUGAACUUGUGAAACGAGCCAAACCUUACCUUACACCCAAGCUCCUCCUUCUCCUUUAUAACAGCAUAGCAAAGCCAACACUCGAGUACUGUUGUAGCGUUUGGGGUAAUUGUAGUACAGACGCUCUUGGACGUGUAACAUCUGCCCAAAAACGUGCCGCGAGGAUUCUACUAAACGCUGAUUACACUAUCCCAUCAAUAACCUUAUUCAAAGAAAUCAACCUUAUCCCAAUUCAUGACACCAUUCGCCACCGGAUCCUACUACAGACGUUCAAAUGCAUACAUAACAUCAGUCCACCAUGCCUCAGCACCCUCAUGGAAAAACCAACCCACCACCAUUCAACAAGAGCUAUUGCGAAUAAUAAUGUCCACAUCCCAAAAGCAAGAUCUAACGCAGGAAAACGACGAUUUUCAUUUAUAGCAUCGACCUUAUGGAACAAUUUCCCUAACGAGGCAAAGAAAAUAACAUCGCAGCCGUCAUUCAACACAUAUUGCAAGAGUUACUUUAGUCAGAAACUCGUGAGUUCAACUAAACUUAACAGCAUAAGGCUUUAUUAAGAUAUCUAAAAAUAUCAUCAGUAAUUAAUUGUUUAAUAUAAGUAUAUAGUCCAAUAAGUAUCAGUGACAGUGUAUUCGCUGUUAAGAACAUCUAGUGUUUGUUUGUUUGCAUGUUUUCUCUUUUAUUAAGACUAUAAGUUGGUUGCUUUCUUGAUGUACGAACUGCCGAAAUUCAUGCCUGCAGUUUUAGCUGAGCAUGAUCUACUUUCGGUUGUUCGUACAUGGAGAAAGUGUCAAAUACUGUCAUGUUUAUAAUGUCACUUUAGACACUUGUGAGUUGUGUGUCAACGCAUAUUUCGACUUGUUAUACUGUACUGUAAAUAUAAUUUAGACAUAGUUAGAAAAUUGCCUAAUUAGUAAAUUGGGGCUUUCUCGGGGUAUGAACAACUGAAUUGUAGUACUGGUUAAUACUUUACAAUGUACCCAUGAUUUCAUUUGUUCAUACUCCUAUAGGAAGUACUGAAUAUAGUCAUGUUUAAUGUUAUUGUUGUUGUGUAUAUAGAGUUUAGGAGGACCAGAUUGGAAAAAAGUUGUAACUUUAUCUGUUUAUCCUCAAUAAAUAAAGUGUUAAAGUGAAAGUGAAAAGUGAAUUGAUUUUAGCAUGACUGAUCUCAUGCAAGGAUGGGCACAUGAAUAAAUUUAAGCAAACAAUUGAACACAUAAACAACGCCAUUUAAUAAGCAGUUGUUUUGAUUCAUUAUGCUAGUCCUCAACAUGUCCACCGUUUCUUUCCAAACAAACUUCCGCUCGCCUGAGCAUACUGAACACCGCACGGCGAACCAUUUGCCUGUCCUGCCUUAAACCUUCCGUUGCGUUUCGAAUUCUUUCUUCCAAAUCGCCUAGGUUUGCCGGUGGUGUGAGAAACACUUUGGAUUUUUUCUUGUGGGGAUACCUCAAAUCCAAAGUGUUUCUCACACCACCGGCAAACCUAGGCGAUUGUAAAAAUAGCAACCAAUAUCAAAUACAAUACGAUUUAGGGUGGUAAGAACUUGUUAGCAUUAAGCAUGCUGAAGUGCCUAGCUUAUAUAUACAAAGUUUAAUUUACCAUUAAAAUUAUGUAAUCUGCAUAAUUUUAAUAUUGCACAUUUACACCCUUAGCAUUGCAUGGUACCAUGCAAUUCAGAAUCUAUAUCUACUUUAAGUAUGUGGUACAAUACAAUGCUAAACAAAAAUGGUUGUAAUAUAAUGUUAACCAUUAACAAUAUGAAUCUGCAAAGACAUUUUUUAUCUAAGAAGCAUAAAAAAUAGGGGAAAAAAGAUAAAUGCAUAGAUCGCAUCACACAGUGGUCAUGUUGCAGGAAUAAAUUUGAUUUUGCAGAAUAAUACUGGUAAAUUUUUUAUGCAAACCAGUACAUUUUAAACCACUUGGUAAUUGAUCUUUCUUGGGUUUAUGCUACUUUUAUUGCUGUUUACGGUACUUUUAUUGCUGUUUACGGUAGUAUCUACUUAACCAAGCUUUAAGCACCUUAUCGUGAGAAUAUAUAUGUGACUGAAUGUUGCUCAAAUGUUUUGUAACAACUUCAAAUUCAAAACCUAACUGGGUUAUUCUCUUUGUGAAUCAGUUGAAAUAACUUGUAAUGGUGUCAGCAUUGGCUAGUAUUUGAAGAUGAUUCAACAAUUGUAAUAGAACCUCAAAGAUCAGUAUUUCGGUUGGGUUCCACUCUUUCAAUUUUAGUAUCCAUUUUCUUUAUAAAGUCUUUCCCACUACCUAUUUUUGUCAAUAAAGAAUGCUUAGAUCUUUUUUGUGAUGGGCCAGGGGAUAACACAAAUUGUUUAUCAGGUAACAAUUCUUGCUCUCCAUAAGGCUUUUCACAUUCCUUGCACAAACAACCAUCCUGACAACCAUGUGAAUUUUUAUGACAAGGACAUCUCAAUGAAUAUGUGUUUGACUUUGUAUAAACGGCUUUUUUUGUGGUAUUAAGUUUUGCAUUUUUACCACACAAACACUCCAGAAUGAUGGAAGAAGAGUCGGUUUCCUCCCUAAGAGUAUUAGAUAUUAUUCUCGCAUAUUUGUUCAAUGUUGAGACUAUGUUAAUGGCAUCAUAUGUCCAACCCCAAAUUGGUUAAAUGCAAGAACCAUUGGCACAGCAUCUCGCAUAAUCGAUGGUGUUAUUAAUAAGACAUGCAUUGUUUCCAUAGAUGCAAACAGUAACACAGUAUAUUUGCGAAUGCAAGAGGCAUUGUAUUGCCGAGCUCACCCAUAAAAUAACCUGACUGUCUGAACAAUUGUUCCUCAGUUUCCAGCAUUGUCGAAAGAAAGGCUUGUAUCUAUCAGGAUUAGUCAUCCACUCUGUAACCAUCAAGGUGCAAAGCUUUUGAGCAAUGUCAGGAGCAGACAUGUCAUGAUUAAUACCCAUAUUUUCUGAGAGAAAUGAUCUUGUUGUUGAAUGAUCCUUUUGACUAACAAUAUUUUGUAAUGCUAAGCUGAAAACUAAUUUUAAUGAAUGUUUUUUCAAGGUUUUUAGUGAUUCUUUGAAUUCCAUGAAACAAGUCUAAUUUGACCAAUGUAGCUUUACCAAAAAUACUCUGCAACAUAAAUUUCAGCCAAAGUUUUCUUUAUAGAAACUAUUCGCUCCAUGAGUUAUUUUAACAUCUCACAGAGAUAGGAUAUAUCUGGGACUGCUGCCAUGACAAAAUUUGGCCAACAUCAUGAGGAGCAGAAAAGAGAAUUCCUAUAUUUGUCACAGACUUAAAUGUGUGAUCACAGCAGUCCCGAUCAUCAUUAAUGUUAACAUUGUGCAUUCUUUGCCUAAAGGGAAGUUCAUAUCUCCAAAAGUAUUGCAGGAAUGAUGACAGCAAAAGCUUCUUUCUGUAAUGUAAUUUGUAUUCGUGUGUUCUGUUGUAAUAUGUGUUCGUCCAAGUUUGCAAUAUAAUUGAAUGCUUGUCCGUGCUAUGUUUAUAAUUUGACAUGCAAAUUGGGAUAGACUAUAAAAUAAGCCUAAUAUAUAUGUUGUUGUUGUUCAAAUCUGGUCGUUGUAAGACAAGUUUAAAUAAAUGUAUUAAAGCUUAUGAAUUCUCAUUCUGUUUGUCUUUUACCUACAACAGUGUAAUAUUGGUAGCAGUGGUGGGAUUUCCUCAUAUUAAUACAGAAAUUUCCUCUUGUCUGGUAAAGGACAGUUAAAUUAUAGUAUGGGAAGUGAGUUGCAAAGCGAUGAAUUUAAUAUGAAUGGGUCAAACAUUGGUGGCGUAAAUGAACACUCCUUUCAUGAGGAAAGUUUUGAAGUUCUUUAUGGCAUGUUGAAGGACCAAAUGGAGUUACUACAGGAACAAAAACAAAUUCAUUUACAGCAAGCAAACUAUACGAACGACCUUAUGCAGAAAUUGUCUAAUCGCCUGCAACAAAUUGAAGGGAAACAAGAUAUUGAACGAGCAGAUUUAAUGAGGUUUGAAGGUGGCUUGGGAGGUUAUGAAAAUAGUAUAAAUGAGAACCGCAAUUUUAAUAAUCAGGCUAGGGUUCAAUUUAACUGGAUUGACGAGGCGUUGAGCAAGUUAAACGAAAGGGUCGAGCAUGUGGAAGCAGCAGGGGAACGAUUUGUGGAAGUUCAUGCAAGACUUUUAACAACUUCGUACUACGAUUUGAAGAAAGAGAUUUUCAAGGAGUUACAAAGCGUUGAUAAAACAGCCCGUGGUGGACCGAAGUCACCGGAACCCUUACGGGCAAAUUUUCGGGUGGAGUUGGUUCGCCUCUGGCAAAAAGCAAAUAUGAAAAAUCACCAUCUGCAGCAACAAGAAUUGUUGAACGUAGUCCCCCUCGAGACCACAAACCAGUGCAAAGACCGGCCCCAUAUGAUGGCUUAGCAGCUUCGGAGGUGUAUUGGGCUCAAUUCAACAUUAUUGCACAGAUAAACGAGUGGGACGAGCCUGAGAAAGUGGUGUAUCUGGCGAGUUGUCUAAGAGUACCUGCAUUAGCGGUACUUGGCAAUCUUCCCGAACGCAAUCACCAGAACCUGAAGAUGUUGGUGGCUGCCCUAAACAAUUGUUUUAGUACAAGUCAUCAGACAGAGUUGUCACUAAGGAAAUAUAAAACGAGAGUAAAGCAACAAGACAAAACUCUUCCCGAGUUGUUGGGUGAUAUAGAGCGAUUGUCAAAGUUGGCAUACCCUGAUGCUUCUUCCGACUUGCAAGACGUGUUGGCCUGUGAUCAGUUUGUGGACAGCCUAUCUGAUGAGGACACAAGUUUAAAGGUAAAGCAAGAACAUCUGAAGACACUGCAGAGUGUGCUGGAACUUGCAAUGGAGUUAGAGUCUUUCCAGUUGGCAUCAAGACAACAAUGCUAUUGAUUAGCUCAAGAAGCAACACUGGGGGAUUGUAAUGGGGAAUCACAGAAAUCAGAAAAAACGAAAGAGAUAUCCUCAUUGGGGUUGCCUGAAAAAGGUGAAGGGAAUGGUAACGAUCAGAUGAAACGAAUUGUUCAGUGUCUUGAAAAGUCUAUGGAAAAAUGUAUAGCUGGCGUCAUGGCAGCAAUUAAUAAACAACAAUGACUGUACUGAGGAACCGUGUAGAGACAACCGCUGUUGGGGUUGUGGAAGGUUGGGACAUUUGAGGGAUGAAUGCCCGAGAAAGCAAAAUAAUGAGGUUCAAGACUGUACAGGAAACGGGAAGUAGUUGGAUUUAUAGGGGAAAAUCCAGCUAGGAACGACGAAAAUAAAACUCCUUACAUUAUUUUUAAAACUGGUCAGAUUGGUGGACAGUCUUAUUGUAUCUGGUAAAAUAGAAGAUGUUCCGUGCAAGAUGGUUGUGGAUACAGGUUCAAAUAUUACAAUUGUUCAACCAGAUAUGGUGAGGAGAAUACUGAAAGUAAGAUAGUUGAUAUUAAACCAAUGGACAGUUGUUUACGUACGGUGACAGGUGACACAACUCCAGUGUGGGGCAGGGGCAGCAUACGUGUUACAAUUGGGGGUCUGGAAACAGUUCAGGAUGUGUGGAUCGUGGAAAUUGAAAACAAGUGUAUUCUCAGCGUAGACGUUUUGGGCCAAAUGGUUGUACUGUUGAUGUGAUGGAUGGAUGCCUGCGGAUUGGUGCAGAGGAGAUUCAACUUCAACACUUGGGGAGCCAGGAGAGUCAGAAGCAAACGAGGUGUCGUAGAGUCUAUGUGGCUGAGACCAUGGUGAUUCCAGCACAAAGUGAAGCUUUAAUUCCUGGGCGACUAGAAGAUGGUGAAAUCUUCUGGUGAGGUGUGGGGAAGCCUGGAACCAACGAGGAAGCAAGGGUUACCAAGUCAAAUAAUUUUGGAGAGAACUGUUGUUGAUCUACAAAAGCCGAAGUUUUUUGUUAGAGUUGUCUGAUGAAGAGAGUAGUAGAGAAGGGAAACAGAAGUGACUAGCUGCGAGUCAGUCGAACGUGUAACUUUGUUGUCAGGAAACAGCAGUGCUACGAAGCAGGAAGUUCCUGAAUUCCAUUAAGCAUUGCAAGAACUUUAUGAAAGAAGUGCAGAAGGCCUUGAUAGUUCUCAAAAAGACAAACUUCAUGAGUUGCUAGCUGAUUUUGAGGACAUGUUUUCGAAGGGUGCUCAGGACUUGGGUAGGACCUCUCUUAUAUCCCAUAAAAUUGACACAGGUGAAAGUAAGCUGAUACGACAACCACCACGUCGACAUAGAAUAAGAAAUGAAUAGAAGGGCAACUUGAGUUGGAACCUUUGAAGUUUUUGAAGCCGUGCAUGUUGCCUCACACAUACCGGAAAUUGCCUGCUCUAAUUACUCGCAGCCAGUAAAGCCAGUCAAUUUAUUAGAGAUUUGUAUUGCAGAAUGGCAAUUUGGCUGAAUAAAUCUACUAUUGUAAUUUGAAGGUUAGUGAAUACAUUUCUGUUGGUAAUGAGCUGUUAAAGAAUUGCUAAAUGCGAAAUUUAGACAUAUUAAUACACAUUGUUUACUUACAAAGUAUAAAGUACAGUAUAUUAACAUAUGAUAGUUUGGUUUAUUUAUAGGAAAAAUCCGAUGUCUUUGAAGUAAUAUUGUAGUAAUAAGAAUGAAUGUUAAUUCAUAAUCAUGAUAUUUUAAUUAAUAAAUAAAUAACAUCAAUUUCUGAUAUUGUUUGUAUUUGUAGUUCAACAUGUCAGACACAGACAGACAACUUCCCACCCGAAAUAAAUUUGAUUAAUUGCUCUUGACUUUGAAAUUUAUACUUUUUAAAAUAAAAUUUGAUGCAAUCCAAAACCUGUCCUAAUACGAUUUGACAUAAACCUCAAAAAUAGAAAUAAAUAACACAGUGUACACGAUCAACUGUACACGAUCAACAGCUCACACAACAAUAUCAAAUUUCUCCCUAAAUAUUCGUUUCUUUCUAUGCUAGCCACAAUAAUAAUUUAGGCUUACAUUGCCUCUGCAGGCAGUUGUAGUAGUUUGAUAUUCCAAUCCUUUGUUUCCAAACAAUAGUCGAUUUUGUGAUCAAAAUGUACCUUUCAUAAUACAAAUCCCUAUUGCACUGACUGGCUUUACUGGCUGCGAGCUUGAGAGAUCCCGCGUGUGCGCACUGAAAUUGGUUAUGCGUUGUACACGCGAGUUGCCCUUCUAUUAAUUUCUUAUUUGCCAAUCUCUAAGAUGGAGGAGGCAAGGAAGGCAGUCGAAAUGAUGGUAAGGGGCGGAGUUAUUGAAUUAUCUAAUAGCCCCUGGAAGGCUCCUGUUGUACUCGUGAAGAAGAAGGAUGGCACAACAAGAUUUUGCAUCGAUUACAGAAAGAUCCCUAUCUGCUACCUCGGAUCAACACAGCUCUGGAUGUGUUUGCAGGGUCAAAGUGGUUCUCAACGCUGGAUCUCAAAAGUGGUUACUGGCAGGUGAACCUCGAUAACGAAGCAAGGGAAAAGACAGCUUUUUCUACCGGUGAAGGACUGUGGCAAUUUACGGUAAUGCCGUUGGUUUAUGUAACACACCAGCUACUUUUGAGACUUUGGAAACUGUUCUAUCUGGUUUACCAUGGACCACCUGUAUAUCUUGAUGACAUUUUCGUUCACGGCAAGACUUUUCACGAGGAAAUCCAACAUCUUCGCGAAGUGUUUGGCUGACUCAAGGAAGCCAAUUUGAAGUUGAACCCAAAGAAAUGUCAACUGUUUCAGUGAGAAGUGAUAUACCUGGGAUAUAUUGUAACUGAUAGUGGAAUUGAAACCGAUCCAAGCAAGACCGAAGCAAUGAGAACCUGGCCGAUUCCCCACAACAAGAAAGAAUUACAGAGUUUCCUGGGUCUUUGUUCAUACUACCAUAAAUUUGUUCCAGCAUUUUCAGUUGUGGCUAGUCUGUCACAUAAGUUGACAGAGAAAAAUGUUGAGUUUCAGUGGUCUGGUGAGUGUGAUGAUGCUUUCCGCAAAUUGAAAGAUCUGACAAACAUGCCUAUUUUGGCAUACACACAACCAAAGGGUAAAUUUAUCCUGGAUACAGAUGCUAGUCAUUUUGGUAUUGGGGCUGUGCUCUCACAGGAACAAAAUAGCCAGGAGCAUGUCAUAGCAUAUUUCAGUCACAGUCUAAGUCGAGCUGAAAGGAAUUAUUGUGUUACACAGAAAUAAUUAUUGGCAGUCAUGAAAGCCAUAGAAAAGUUCCAUUAUAUGUGUACGGUCAGAAAUUUAUGGUUAGGGCCGACCAUUCAUCACUGAGAUGGUUAUUAAAUUUCUGCCAACCAGAAGGGCAGAUUGCGAGGUGGUUUCAGAAAAUGCAAGAGUACGACUUCGAGAUCAUUCAUCGUCCUGGGAGAACGAACUCAAAUGCAGGUGCGUUCUCACACCAUCCUUGCUAUACAUCACUUUUCGUUUUACAAAGUUUAUUUCACACAAAUACUAUACAUUAAUUACAACAAUCCGGUCUUUUACUUUACGACCUCUAACCAUUCUCACUAAAUUAGCGUUCGUCACAACAUUUUAUAACUUCGGUCCGGAAACCGUACCUACAUAUUUUCAUCAUGCAAUACAUACAAUAAUGUUAUUAACAUACUUUGGCUUGAAUUCAGCUUAUCUAUAAUGAACUUACAAUUAUCUUUGACAUACAUGCAUCACACAACUAAUUGAAAUAAGAAUAAAUGUUAUUAGUAUAAUUUUGCAAGACACAGUUUCAACAUAUUUACAGCACAUAUAUAUAUUAUAAUAAAAUUAAAGUUAUAAAUCCGACACUCUCCCCCCCCUUGACUCACCUACGAGUCAAGCAUCGCCUUAGUUUUCCACCUUGCAUCUAUUGCAGCACUCCUUUUUUGUCGCCUCUCUGUACCUUCGACCUUUCCCUUAACCACAUCCAAAUUCACCUCACCAACUUCUUUGAUUUCAUCCCCUUUCUAUACCUCAACCAGGUACAAAUGCUGACAAGGCCAGCUUAAGAGUUGCCUUCGACUAUUUGUCAUCACAUACACCUUAGCACCACGCACAACCUUAUCCUUGCCAUGAAUCAACUCAUGCACAACACCUGUCUUCCACUCCCCCCUUUUCUUGCCCUGCGCAAACACAAUGACCACAUCUCCAGGCUUCACAAUCACAGAUCCUUUCGCAGACACGCCAACCUUGUGGAACUCUGUUAGGUUUGUAAGAUAUUCCCAUUUCCACCUGUUCCAGAAGUGCUCCAAAAUUAUGGAAAGCCAUGACUGUCUUAAGUAGUUAAUCGUCAUUAUAUGUGGUGCUUUCUUCAUUAUAUGCAGUGCUUUCGUCAUAUGCGGUGCUUUCGUCAUUAUAUGUGGUACUUUUGUCAUUAUAUGCGGUGCUUUUGUCAUUAUAUGCGGUGCUUUCUUCAUUAUAUGCAGUGCUUUCUUCAUAUGCGGUGCUUUCGUCAUUAUAUGCGGUACUUUUGUCAUUAUAUGCGGUGCUUUUGUCAUUAUAUGCGGUGCUUUUGUCAUUAUAUGCAGUGCUUUCAUCAUUAUAUGGAGUGCUUUUGUCAUUAUAUGUGGUGCUUUUGUCAUUAUAUGCGGUGGUUUGUGUUCAUUAUAUGCGGUGGUUUGUGUUCAUUAUAUGCGGUGGUUUGUGUUCAUUAUAUGCAGUGCUUUUGUCAUUAUAUGCGGUGGUUUGUGUUCAUAAAUGUGGUGCUUUUGUCAUUAUAUGCGGUGGUUUGUGUUCAUUAUACAAAGGUAAUUAGCCCGCGAUAGUUAUGUGCAGUCGCAUACAAUGUUUGACCCUGGGGACGAGGUUGUGACAAACGUACUUCAUAUAAGAUUGGUAUACUUCGUUUAAGAUUUAACAACAUGGUCGACAUUUUACUCUGAAAAUCAGAAAAUGGAGGGAAUUUUGCAGCAACUUGGCUUAGCUAAUCUUUUAAGUCUGUUUGUAGACGAAAGGGUGGAUGAAAAAAUUGUUCUAAGUUCGAGAGAUAGUGAGCUUUCUCACCUAGGUACCUCAACUAUCGGUGAUCGAGUUCGAUUACGUGAAUUGUGCAAACAAUCCGUACAAGCUGGGCAAGGGCAACGGCCGCAAGGAGCCUCGACAUCUGCAGCAACAGCCUCUCAUGAAGUUCGCAAGUUAUUUCACAGUAACAGAAGAGGAAGUAAAAGGGGAACAAAACAAGCGAAAAAAAGAACUUGGACUGCUCAAGUUGUUUGUUUGGCAGAUAGAUUAGCUUACAAAGUUCCUACUGCAUCCGAAAAAAAAUUUUGUUCAAGGCUGGUCUUGGCUUAAAAAGAAUAAAAUUUGACGUUGACGAUAACGAAGAAGCCGUGGCUAAGAAAAUAACUGCGAGUGAGACUGAAGACGGCUCUGCCGAAGUUCUUGGGUUCCCUCAACUUCAAAACUGUGGUGGUUUCGAGCUGAUGCGUUGUAUUGCAAAUUGCAGGGAACUUGUUGUUAUUGAUGGAUCUUGGGCUGUAAAAGAAUUGAAGGCUAAUGGUGGUCCUCAGGCAAAAAUCUAUGUGAGGCCAAUCCAAAAAAGUCUUCCCACAAAGCUACGUGCUGCUGAGAAAACCUCCCAAGUCAAAGAAAAAUGUAUUAGCUGUGACAAAGAAUUCUUUGUACAUGAGUUGCGAAAGCACAGCUUUGUGUGUGUGUGGACAUGUUUAACACCAGUGAGGGAAGUGAAGGGGAAAGCGAUUUAGGGUUUUUAUCCACACUUAAUGAAAUGCCAGACCCAAGUGUGAACUUGGUGGUUCAGGUUGAACCUUUAGCUCAUCGUCCUCUGCAUCAGCACCCAGUAAUGAUACACCUUAUACAACAGUCACCAACACCUUGACAUCUACAGAUUCUACUCUUGGCAACAGUGCUUCAGCUCCUAUUGUUCAUCCAGAUGAAAGUGACCUGGAUACACAAGAAAAGAUAGCUGAUCAUAUUGUUGCAGAAUUAGUCUAGUACUGUUCUGCUAAUGAUAUAUCAAAUCCUGUAGAAAUCCUAUCCUGCUAUCAGUCCAUGUUUGUUCAAGGUAGAGCAUUGGAAAUCAAAGAUCCAUCAGUUUGCAAAGAAGGUGUCACAAAUGUCAUUUUUGUUGAUCGUGGAAAUGUAUUGGACACUGGAUUUGAUGAAGUUGACCAAAUCCAAAAUUUGCGAACAACAUUAGAAGUUGAAUUCUAUGGUGAGGUACAGUAAGCAAAGAUUUUUAAAUGUGCAUAUUUGUGUCUGUCUGUUUGUUUGUUUACUUGUUUGUUUGUUUACUUGUUUGUUUGUUUGUGCAUGUGUAUUAAUUUAUUAUACAAUUAUGUGUAUGUACAGUUUGUGAAGGCUUGCUCUAUCAUCUUCAUCUUCUUUAUUAUUUAGGGUGCCAAAGACUAUGGAGGACCUCGAAAAGAGUUUUUUCUUAUGAUUAUGAAUGCAAUCAAGGAGAAGUACUUUGAUAAAGGACUAAGACAGCACCUCUUUUAUAAAUAUGAAACAGUUGGAAAGAUAAUGGGUAAGCAAAAUGGUUGAUAUCUGUUGUUUGUUUCCAAUAUUGUAUGUGAUUGGUUUGUGCAUCAUUCACCUUCAUUUAAUUAUGCAGUUAUGAGAAUUCAUUUAAGGACAAAAUAAUGGCAAAUAUAGUCUGAUAGUCUUUAGUGGCAACACUCUUCCCUUGACAAGUAAAAUUAUCUGACGUUAGGUGAGUAAAAUAAUAAAGUAGGGCGUAUUUCACUUAAAGGUUAAUGAAACAAACCCACAACCACAAACUGUUUAGUUUUACAACACCUUCUGAGUCAACUUGACCACAGGGUAUAAAUAGAUUUUCUGUUAAGAAAUAGGGGGAGGGUGCAAUUCAAGAUGGGAUUGUGGUUGCAUGUCUUUGUGUCUACCAGAAAAGCUAUAUUUAGAUUCCCUCAAAAUUUAAUAUUUUAAGAUCCCCCCCCCCUACAGAUAUAUAACGACAAGAUGUUGAAACUUAGAAUGUUCACUUACACAGAGGCUGGUAUGAUAUAUUGAUAUUUGUACUUCGCAAUAAAUAUUAAUAUUUCGAAAAUAUCAAUUUUAUGUAUGGUAUUUUUAUAUAAUUAAGUGAUUGUUACCUCUGCUUAUUAUACCUUGUUGUUCACAUACAACUGUGUAUUUAUUUGUUUUUAGAUUUUAAGACAACUACCAACUUUUAGUUAUCUGUUUAACCCAGUUUAUGGUGAACGUCUUUCCAUCAGAAAAGUCAUUAGUUUGCUGAAACCGAACUUCAGUGAAGAAGGUUCAAAUUCUUUGAAGUUUGAGAAAGAGGUGUAUGCUCUCUUCAUAAAAUAUCUGUGUGAAGUUGCAGGUACAGUGAACCAUUCAAAUUGACUGUUGAGGGAUUGAAAGUGUUUGCAAUUUGUUUAUUGAUGUGGAAGAAUUGACCUGACUAUGUUUAUUUAACAAAUUCCUGCUUUGCAGUUGAUUGAUUUACGGGUUCAGAUGAACAAAUGGCUUUAUGAGUCACAAACCAAACUAGUGCAAAGGAGGAUGUGUGUUGGAUCAUGCGCUUCACAUAACCAAAUGAAUAGCAACAAUAUUUAGUAGAUGGCCCCAACUUGUAAUGCAGCAUCCCUUAUAACUACAAGUUUUUAACUACAAAUGCAGAGGGCCAGGGGGGGUUUUAAGUAUAAGGGGGAAACAGGCAAAAUGUUAGUAACUACAGUACAGAAAAAUCAACUCGUACAAAAUAAAAACAUUUUACAACCCCUGAGUUGUGCAUGUAGUUAAUUCUUGUGGCGAAAGUACAGUAUUUGCGCAUGAUAAUAACGGCUUAUUGACAGAGCGUGAGGUCUGUACUGUGAAAUAUCAGACCGAGCUUUUUUAGUACGUUUUUUCCAUGCAAAAAACAGAGGUCUGAUAUUUCACAGUACUGUACAGACCGAACAAGCGAAGUCAAUAAUCGGUUUAUUAUAUGGCUGAAGUGAGUCUGUGAGCAUAAGCUUUUCGCGCGAAUUAAAUCGGCUAUCAUCAGUUUCACUGGGUAACAAUAUAUACGGUAGGCAUGCAUGUUCAAUCAAAAACAAUUUGGUUGUUUGAAUUUUUUAUCUGUAAAGCACAAUUGGAAAUUUAAAGAGCAAAAUUUUUUUCUGUUUGCCGUGGUCCGGAUAUGGGUUUUUACGGACCGCUUGUCAACCAAUCAGAAUAGAGAAUUUUGAAAAUCCAUAUAAUUAUAUGCUAUAUGCAACAAUGCCUUACUCCACAAGUGAAAAUGCAAUAAAUUACAUUUUUGAAAUGCAACAAGUAUAGUGUGAGAGCCAAUGACAGGAUACCUAACCAUCCAUCACAUAAUGUAUGUCUCUUUAUAGCUGGAAGACGGAAUAACAUUUCCUUAGAGAAUAUUCUCCAGUUUGUUACUGCAAUGGAUGAAGAGCCAGUCGUUGGAUACACAAAACAACCUUCACUUGCGUUCCCUGAAUUUCAGUCGUCAUUCUUACCAACUGCAAAUACCUGCAUCAACCAACUUAAUCUUCAUCAACCAUUAUUUGGGAAGCCUUUACCAACCAAUCAUAUUGAAGUCUUCGAAUUGUAUGAUUAUGCUUUCCUUAAUUCGUACUGUGGAAUGGCUUAG